Molecule: messenger RNA, 828 nt
Organism: Salvia splendens (bonfire salvia)
Lineage: Eukaryota; Viridiplantae; Streptophyta; Magnoliopsida; Lamiales; Lamiaceae
Exons: 2
Coding region: 1-828 (275 amino acids)
Source: RefSeq, a predicted model, not a curated record
AUGGAUUCAGACGAUGAACAAUUCCAACAAACGGUAGAUCUGGAGUUCCAAAACCUUGUUGCAGCGGUGCAACAUGAAGCCGACGAGGCGGAAGAUGCGGCGGCGGCGGCGGUGGCAGUCCCUCGGCCAUUCUAUCAUCGGCGGUAUUUCGACCGCGAUCAUGCCGGGGCUGACCGCCGGUUGAUGGAAGACUACUUCAACGAGAACGCCCGUUAUCCGCCAGAGGUUUUCCGUAGGCGAUUCAGAAUGUCGCAAAAUCUCUUCAUCCAUAUAGCGCCGUGUUUGGCGCAGCGGUUCAAGUGCUUCAACUUGCGAUAUGAUGCCACCGGUCGACUCGGCUUGUCGACAUACCAGAAAUGUACGAUGGCAAUUAGGCAGCUUGCCUGUGCCGAGCCCGCUGACAUGUUCGACGAAUACCUACAGAUGGGCGAAACGACUGCCCUACAGACGUUGAGGCAGUUUUGCAGGGGCAUUAAGGAUAUCUUCAAAGGGGAGUAUCUACGGAAGCCAUCGGCCGAUGAUUGCCAGAGAUUGAUUGAUAUGCACGGGACUGCACAUCAUUUUCCAGGGAUGUUGGGGAGCAUCGAUUGCAUGCACUGGGAGUGGAGGAACUGUCCGGUGGCUUGGAAGAGACAGUUCACUUCUGGUUUCAAAGGCAGACAUCCCACGAUGAUUCUGGAAGCCAUUGCUGAUUACCGCUUGCGAAUCUGGCAUGCGUAUUUUGGGGUUUCUCAAUUUGGUCGCAUUCAAAUUGUAGCAGAGCUAACAAUUUUGGAGCUAGGGUUCAAUAAUUCAUAUGUAUGGUCGUCGUUCUAUAAUUCUUUCUGA